GGCUCCUUUACAAGCUCCUUCUUUGGAGCGCUAUGACUGGGUGACUGACAACGCGGCGAUUAUGACCAGCUGACCGCGAUGGUGACAUAAGCAUUGCUGUCCUUCUACUCCCUACAACUGGUAUGCUGGACUAUGGCAGCUACGGUCGAGAUAAUCAGCUCCGCAAAUGACCUGCUGGCUGCUCACUCUGCGCUCAUCCAAAGAGUUCGCUCGUCACAGCAAGCGCACCGGCGCCAACUCCAAUCUCUUCACAUUCCUGCUGAUGAUCUCCUACAACUACCACUACUCGACUCUCCGCCGAGUUCCCCAUUGGACGAUCACGAUGUUAUUCCUGCCUUUGCUCCGGCUGUAGUGACGCCUCCAAUGCGAAUGGAUCUGCCGCCUGCCAAGCGUGCACGCGUUGCUCGGUACAAGAACUAUGUCCCUGAGGAGGAGACUAUUCGCAACGACUAUUCGCAGAGAUACGUCGAUGGUGGGGAGUGGCCGCAGAACUGGGUGUUGGGAUCUGAACCUGAGCACCGGUUCGAGGAGUAUCCAAAGCAGCAACGCCUUUUGUCAUUGAAGAAGGCGUCGGUCAACAAUCAUUCCGUGGCACCGACUUAUCUACCUUUCUCUGCCUUACACACUGUGCAUCCGGCCAAAUUCGACGUGAUUCUUAUCGACCCUCCGUUCUCUUCAUCGUUCUCGUGGGACGAUCUUCAGAAUCUACCUAUCUCAUCACUGGCGGCGGAUCCUAGUUUCGUCUUUUUGUGGGUCGGAAGUGGUGCUGGAGAGGCUUUGGAAAUGGGGCGGGAGGUCCUGGCCAAGUGGGGUUAUCGACGCUGUGAGGAUGUAGUUUGGGUCAAGACCAAUAAAACGACAAAUAACGGCCCAGGUACCGAUCCUCCGACCACCUCUCUUCUCACACGAACGAAGCAGCAUUGUCUGAUUGGCAUUCGUGGCACAGUGCGGCGCUCGACGGAUAGUUGGUUCGUUCACUGUAAUGUGGACACCGACGUGAUCUUCUGGGAAGGGGACGACGCCGAUCCUACUCGGAAACCUCCAGAGAUGUACAGCCUGAUCGAAAACUUUUGCCUUGGAACGCGGAGACUGGAGCUCUUCGGGCGAGCACCAACAUCCUUGCGCCGAGGAUGGGUAACUGCCUUGGCUUCCGGGCAGGAGUCACGUUUGGGGCUGGACCCGGAUGGGACGGGCACUGUCUAUUCCGAGGAAGGAGCGGUCGCCCGGCCAUGGAAUCUCGAGUCAUGGGAUGCGGACAUCAAGGUCCUUGCAGCUGGGGGGCGCAUGGUUGUUCCUACCACAUCUGAGAUAGACGCCCUGCGGCCCAAGUCACCUGUGAGACCCGGCUCCCUCCAGGCGCAGGCAAAUCACGUCCCGGGUGCGAAUGUGGGGCCGCGCUUUGCUGCGGUGAACCGGGCUGGAUUCGUGCCGAAUCCGAUGGGCCAAAUGCCCCAGAUGAUGAUGGGGAUACCGAUGAAUGGGAUGGGCAUGCUGGGUGGCGCGGAAGGGAUGAUGCACGGUCAGUGGCCGGGAAUGAUGGCUAUGCCCGGUGCAGGAAUGGGUUUGAAUGCCGGCGGGAUGGGCAUCAAUAACGGUGUGAUGGCACUGAACGGGGCCGGAAUGGGCUCCAACGGGAUGUUGGGUCAAAUGGGCAUGGGGAUGGCAUAUAAUCCUGCGUUCAACGGCGCUGGCUGGGCGGACCAGCAAUAUGGCAUGGAAGGUGCUUGGGGUGAUGGAUCAUGGGGGACCAAUGGUCAGGGGCAGGGCGGCUAUUAGCAUUCAUCUCCAACGUAGUGUAUCUGGCAUCGCUUCUCGUGGCUCACAUACAUAAGUAAUCUCAGUUCAAAUCUGUUGUAAAUGUCAC
This is a messenger RNA of Mycena citricolor, 1864 nucleotides long. NCBI's taxonomy places the organism in Eukaryota, Fungi, Basidiomycota, Agaricomycetes, Agaricales, Mycenaceae. The record is from the annotation of a GenBank genome assembly.